UCAAUUCGCUGGAACACGACGUACUAAGUGGGAAGCAAUAUGAUGAGCAUUGUUGUUUGACUCUUCAGGUUUGCACAGCCCACAACGGUUGAUGGUAGAGAGAGAGGUAGCUUAAGGUCGGUGGUACGACGACGACGAUAUUUCCCGCGCAGUACUUUUAUCGAUUCGUUUCCUGAUUGCAAGCAUUCGCGCAAGCCUGAGAGAAUUGUGGGGAUUGAAUGAUUUCGCAAAGGAAUCGGACUUGUUGCAGCGAUUGUGAAGAUCAAGGUGCUCGUGAACGUGGCUGGAACUUGUACUGGUGGCAUGCAGAAUCGAUGCACACAGCUGGUGGACUUUUUGGAAUCGGAAGGGGAAGUGCCACUGCACAUGCUUCCAUGUUGGUGAGACGAAACGUGGGAGGGGAAGAAUGGUGAAGUUCUCGAAGCAGUUGGAGGGCUCCCUGGUGCCGGAAUGGAAAGGUGCCUAUUGCAAUUACAAAGGACUCAAGCGGGAUGUGAACCGCAUUAAGCAGGACCGACUGGAGCAGGCGUCGGGGCGCCGCAGCAGCUUCGGUCACCUGAGAUCGCUGGGAUCUCUUUCGAAGUUUAACAGUAUCGGUACUCGCAUCAAGCGGACUGCCACUGGAUUGACCCGUGGCUGCGAUGAGCGUGAACCUGAAAUAGUUGGAUUCUUUCGAGAGCAGAACGGGUGCAUGAAAUCUUUAGAUAUUUGUCGUGAUUUGGAAACAACAGCGCUGUGUGAUACCGACUUGGUGGAACUGCUCGGCCACGCUGAGCAGGACAAGAUUUUCUUCAACCAUUUGGAUUCGGAAUUGGAGAAGAUCGACCGCUUCUAUAAGAUCAAGGAGGCUGAAUACAUCGCCCGGGCUGGUCGCCUGGAGAAGCAGCUGUUGGCUUUUUUCGAGGUACAUGAAGCUCUUGCGCGACAGAAUCUGAAGCUUCAGACCUUCUCUUUCAUCAAAUCGAAGGGUGGCGACGCAGACUCGUCUGUGUUUGGGUACGAAAGCCCGCUUCUCGAAGUCAUCACAAUGCAGCGUGGAGACCAAGCUCUUAGCAAAGAGGCCAACAGAUUCCAGCCCGAGAAUGAGCCUUCAGUGGGAGAGGAACGUUGUGCAAGCAGUUCCACCGAUGAAGAGAUGGAAAUCAUAGCGAACUUCAUUGAGAAUGUUAAUGUGACGGAGACUCAAGAUUCAUACUCCGUCGCUGAAGUCGCGAUCCCAGUUGAAGACGACAGCGGCAAUACCCCUCCCUGGUUCACAAUCAAAGGCAACUCGAUAGAAUCAUCUCCAAGACACCAUAGCGCGUGCAGAGAUGAAUCCGAUGGGUUUAAUGUCGUUGCAGAGAGUCCCUCUCUCGUCAUGCAAAGGAACGUAAAACACGACCGAGAGCAGAAAUCCAGCAUCCGAAAGUCCAAAAAAACGAGAUCUAAUAUCAUCCAGGACAUGAUAGACAUAAGCUUCAGGAAGAAGAAGGUCCAAAGCUCGGAGAAGAUGCUACGUUCUGCGUUUAUCGAGUUCUACCGUGGCCUUGGUCUGCUCAAAAGUUACAGUUCCUUGAACAUGGUGGCAUUUGCCAAGAUCAUGAAGAAGUAUGAUAAGGUGGUGAAACACAAAUUGGGACCCGUGUACAUCCGAGAAGUGGAGCGCUCCUAUUUUGCAACUUCGGAUACGGUUACGAAGUUGAUGACAAAGGUUGAGGAGAUUUUCACCAAGCAUUUCGCCGACCAUGAUCGACGCAAAGCUAUGCGGCAGCUGAGACCUAUUCAUCAACACGGUGGUCACAGCAUUACUUUCUUGCUAGGAAUCUUCACAGGUGUUGCAGAGGCACUGCUGGUAGGUUUUCUAAUCUUACUCUUUUCCGCCCCCGAGUACAGAACCGUUGGUGGUCACAAUUACAUUGACUCCGUCUUCCAUGUGUUUAGCACUUUGGGCUUGGUGCUGCUUCACAGGUACAUGUACGGGUGGAAUGUAUAUUCAUGGCAGCGAGUCCGCAUCAACUACCCUUUCAUCUGCGAGUUCGCUCCGGGCACAGAGCUUCGGUACCGAGAAGUAUUUCUUGUCUGCACUUCAUUUACAAGCUUGUUGCUCGGCGCCAUGAUUGUGCACAUCAUUGCCAGCACCAAACAAGCUCCCUUGGGAAUCUACACCCCCGAAUUCGCUCCGAUGGCCAUCUCCUCGUUGUUUAUCGUUUCUGUUUGCUCACCAGCGAACAUUCUUUAUAGAUCUUCUCGAAUGUUUUUUCUCUGCUGCUUGAAGCGUGUUAUAUUAGCGCCUUUUUAUACGGUAAUUCUAGCAGAUUUUUUCCUUGGCGAUCAAUUGACAAGCCAAGUUUCUUCAUUCCGGAAUUUAGAAUUCAUAAUAUGUUACUACUUGGGCGGGUACUUUGAAAUCAGAGAUGAAGACGCGUGCACACAGAACAAAACAUUCCAAGGACUAAUCUACGUCUUCUCUUUACUUCCUUACUCGUUCCGCUUCUGGCAGUGCUUGAGGAGGUGGCGAGAUGAAGGAGAUACGAAGCAGCUGUACAACGCUGGAAAGUAUGCAUCUGCGAUGAUGGCUGUGGGGGUCAGGGUUACAUAUUCCAUGAAGGAAGAUACCACCUGGCUUGUUCUUUUCAUACUCUUUUCCUGUUUUGCCACCUUUUAUCAAUUGUACUGGGAUAUUGUCGUCGACUGGGGGCUGCUGCAAAAAAACUCCAAGAACAAGUGGCUCCGAGACAAUCUCAUUUUCAGGAAGAAAUACAUUUACUUUGUAUCCAUGGGAGUAAACACAGUAUUAAGACUUGCGUGGGUUUCAUCGAUCCAACAUCUUAAUUAUUUUCCGGGGUUCAGUCAAGCAGGCUGGUAUAACAUAUUUGCGUCUUUAGAGGUCAUCCGCCGUGGCCAUUGGAAUUUCAACAGGUAAAUGCACUCUUCCUGAUAAUGAUGUUCAAAACAUAACAGUCGCUUCAAACUGGUGUCUUGGAGAUCGCACUUUCAGUUGAAGUUUAUCUGCACUAUUUCUACUUAAUCUGCUUACGAAUGCUGUGUUCUGAUUGGAAAAUGAGCACCUCAACAACGUCGGCAAAUUCAGAGCAGUGAAAACUGUCCCCCUCCCAUUUGAGGAAUUUGACGUGAGCGCCAUGUCCUUGUAGAAUCAUUCCAUAUUUGCACGCAUUAUCCAGUUUCUCACUCGAGAAUUUCGGCGUAUAAGGAAAGGUUAAAAAAAAACAUUGAAGGUAAUCAGAUUUAGUUAUGGAAUCAGGCUUGUACAGUCGGAUUGUUUGUAGAAAUGUUUUAUAUGUCGAUAUAUUUUGAUUUUGGUAUAGUUUUUUUAUUAUUAUUAUUAAUUUAUUUUUUUGGCUCAACGAUACUUGUGAAUCAUUCAAGGAUAGUAUCUCUGGUUAGAAACUCAAUUGGUUGUUAUAGACAAUAUGUUUAAGUCAACUUAAUUGGUUGUGAUUCAUGACCAACACAUUUCAUGUU
Molecule: messenger RNA, 3462 nt
Organism: Physcomitrium patens
Lineage: Eukaryota; Viridiplantae; Streptophyta; Bryopsida; Funariales; Funariaceae
Source: RefSeq, a predicted model, not a curated record